GUCAGGAUGCGGGGCCAUGCCCAGAAGUACUGGGGGCAGCAUGGGUGUGGGCUGAUGGGGUUCUAAUCCUGCAGCUGCAGGACGGUGGGCAGGUCACUACGCUGGCUGGAGCCACCUCUCUUCCUGACUGCAGGGCCUGGCUUGGAGGAGCACUGGGCAAGGGGCUGUACACAGGCUCUGACUUCUCUCUCCCCCACCUUCCAGGGUCUCUCGUUCAUCACCUUCAUCUGCUAUGUGGCAUCCUCAGCAUCUGCCUUCCUCAUGGCGCCCCUGCUGGAGUUCCUGCUGGCCCUCUACUUCCUCUUUGCUGAUGCCAUGCAGCUGAAUGACAAGUGGCAGGGCUUGUUCUGGCCCAUGAUGGACUUCCUACGCUGUGUCACAGCGGCCCUCAUCUACUUCGCCAUCUCCAUCACAGCUGUCGCCAAAUACUCGGAUGGGGCUUCCAAAGCAGCUGGGGUGUUUGGCUUCUUUGCCACCAUUGUGUUUGCAAUUGACUUCUACCUGAUCUUUAAUGACAUGGCCAAAUUCCUCAAACAAGGAGACUCCGCAGACGAGACCGCAGCUGACAAGGCAGAAGAAGAGAAUUCUAAUUCUGACUCUGACUAAAGGGCUGACCUGCCCUGGCAGCUUGAGCCACACGGGCCUCCGCUCCUGCUUCUGACCAGGCUGGCCGGAGCAUGGCCAGGGGAUCGUGUGUGUUGGCAGGGAGCCUGUGACUUCUCAAGCAGCAGCUGGAGUUGCUGACAGAGCGGCCUCCUCACAGCCCGAACGUGGCAUUCCUGAGCCCAGUAUACAAGAUGGCACCCUUUGGCUUAGCACUGUUCAAUCUCCCUGCUCAUGAGAGCAUUGUGAAUAUUCUGCCACUUCUCAUUUCUGUCCUACAAACCUUAAGUCCUUUAACCUCUCCACCAAAAACAAGCACAAAGGGACAAAGCAGAUGGAGCCUUGUUACUGCAUCAUUGGAAGCGUUUCAUGCUGGGGGGCACGGGUGGUGGUGCACAAAGAAGGCAGAAACCAGCUCAGGGUCAGCCCGCCAGGCCCCAGUGGUUUCUAUCUGCAUUUGGUGCCCCUGCUCAUGCCACUUUGUCGAGAAUGAUACCGCCAAGAUUCUUUUGUUCAAGGAGCACCAGUUCCCUCUUCAUUCUUGAAGCAGGGAGAAAACUGACCUUUGUCCUAUGACCUAGGAGAGAGUGGGUCCCAAUGCCCAUAACUGACACCCCACAUCCUUGGAGACCACAUCUUCUUCAGGUGAUGUGACUGUUCUGGAUCUAGACUAUUUCAAAGUAAAGCUUGUAGACUAGCUUACCAUGUCCAAAAAAAUCCAGGGCUUCAAACAACAAAGUAGCAGUGACAGCCCCAGGGGCAGCUGGGCAGGCCCAGCAAAACCCGCUCUUUCCCUGGGUCCGAGGGCUGUCAGCAGGCGAGGGGCCCUCGGGCCUUCAGGACACUGUGCUUGUAGACACCAGAGCAGGUGUCUGACUCUCACGAGAGGUGAAAUGUGCCUUCUGUGUUCACCUAACGACCUUAUGCUGUGCAUGUAUCUUCAAUGUCAUUUUGCAAAUUUAUAUAUAAUUUUCUUUUUACACAAAAGCAGCUUCUUAAAUGGCAUUUCCUGUGACCCUAGAGGCCUCAUGAAUGAGCCAAGUUCUGGACCUAUCUUUUGGGCAUUUGUAACCUUUGUUCUCUUGCAUGUGAAUCUCCUACCUUGAAAAAAGCCAUAAUGGAUUAAACCAAACUGACUUCCUG
Vicugna pacos (alpaca) is the source of this 1746-nucleotide messenger RNA. NCBI's taxonomy places the organism in Eukaryota, Metazoa, Chordata, Mammalia, Artiodactyla, Camelidae. The record is from RefSeq and is a predicted model, not a curated record.